CCGUUGGCCUACUUCAUCCUUGCAGCGCGCCUUCGAGCCGGCCCUAAGCCGCCACCGGGGCCAUGGGCGCUCCCGGUGAUCGGUCACUUGCACCACAUGAUAGGCAAGCUUCCGCACCAUAGGAUGCACGACCUUGCCCGAUGGCAUGGCCCACUUAUGCUACUCCGCCUUGGUGACCUGCCCGUCGUGGUAGCUUCGUCGACGGAGGCGGCCCGCGAAGUCAUGAGGACAAAUGAUGUGGCCUUCGCGACGCGCCCCAUCAGCAUGAUCAAGCGGCUGACCCUAGUUGACGGCUCAGAGGGGCUCAUCUUUGCGCCCUACGGCAGCGCCUGGAGGCAGCCGCGCAAGAUUUGCACCGUCGAGCUGCUUAGCACCCGAUGCGUGCAGUCCUUGAGAGGCAUCCGCGAGCAGGAGGUCCAGCGCCUCCUCCAGGAGGUGUCGGCGGCAACGGCAACACCAGGGGUGGUGGUGAACCUUAGCGCACUACUGUCAUCGUAUGUCAAUGACUCGACAGUGCGCGCCAUUAUAGGCAGCCGGUUCAAGGACCGGGAGACGUUCCUUCGGCUAAUGGGGGAAGGUAUCGAGCUAUUCUCAAGACCCGGCUUGCCGGACCUCUAUCCGUCGUCACGCUUAGCGAUGCUCAUCAGCCGAAAACCACGCCUGAUGAAGCAGCACCACCAUGAAAUGAUGGGUUUCAUGGAAACCAUCAUCCAGGAGCACCAAGUGCCACCACGAGGCGUGGGUGACAAAGAGGAGGACUUGGUUGACGUGCUCUUGAGAAUCCAGAAAGAAGAUGACUCCUUGGAGUUCCCUCUCACCGCACACACAAUCAAAGCCGUGAUGGCGGAUUUAUUUGUCGCAGGUAGUGAGACCUCAGCAACGAUGCUACAAUGGGCCAUGUCCGAGCUCCUGAAGAACCCGAGGGUGAUGCAAAAGGUGCAGGGAGAAGUCCGGCGAGUGCUCAAUGAGCAAGGCAAAGUGACGGAGGAGAGCUUAAGGAAUAUACACUACUUGCACCUAGUCAUCAAGGAGACUCUUCGGUUGCACCCGGCGCUGCCACUGCUACUACCACGGGAGUGCCGCUCGCCAUGCCAGGUACUCGGGUUCGACGUGCCAGUGGGGGCUACAGUGCUUGUGAACGCUUGGGCCAUCGGUAUGGAUCCGAUGCAUUGGGACAAGCCAGAGGAGUUCAUGCCAGAGAGGUUUGAAUUCAACACCGUUGACUUCAAGGGUGGAGACUUUGAGUACACACCAUUUGGGGCGGGACGAAGGAUGUGCCCCGGGAUGACGUUUGGGCUGGCAAAUAUGGAACUUGCGCUUGCUAGUAUCUUAUACCACUUUGACUGGGAGCUGCCACACGGGAUGGCGGUGGCGGACCUGGAUAUGGCAGAGGUUGUCACGGUAACCUCGCGGCGGAAACAUGACCUUCUGGUGGUUCCCGUGGUUCGCGUGCCGAUAUAG
Triticum aestivum (bread wheat) is the source of this 1461-nucleotide messenger RNA. Its product is annotated as desmethyl-deoxy-podophyllotoxin synthase-like. The transcript is spliced from 2 exons. The record is from RefSeq and is a predicted model, not a curated record. Bases 97 to 1461 code for a protein of 454 amino acids. NCBI's taxonomy places the organism in Eukaryota, Viridiplantae, Streptophyta, Magnoliopsida, Poales, Poaceae. Gene Ontology annotation, molecular function: heme binding; oxidoreductase activity, acting on paired donors, with incorporation or reduction of molecular oxygen; iron ion binding.